GCUCCGUCUCCGUGCAAAACGGUGCCACCGCGCCCCACCAGCAGCGGCACGCAGGUGCCAUCAAGCAAGGCGCCAGUGGCUGUGGGAAAGCCUGCUCCUUUGCCCCCCAAGCAGGUGCCCCGAAAUCUCUGGCGCAUGGCGCGAAAUCCUGUCGCUGCCCGCGCCGUGCAGCCUACAUUGGAAGCGAAAAGGCUAAGAAGGCAGCAGCUGCAGCAACGAGGCUUGGAAGAGAGACGACACAAGGAGAAGUCCCAACGGCAGGCCCAGCAGAAGAUCGACAACGGUGAUGGAAAGCAGCACAAUGGCUGGGCAGAAUGGAAGGAGAAGGACUGGAAGGACCGGAGAAAAGCGGACAGGUGGAGGGACUGGAAAGACUGGGUGGUGAAAGAGGAGGAGCAAACGCGCAGCCAAGAAAAUUGGAAGAGUUGGAAAGAGUGGGCAGACCGAGACCAGGAGGAGGACAACGAGCAGAAGAAGAGUGAAGAGACCAGCGAUGCGCAGGAGAAGUGGCCCGGAAACCCCAGGAAGAAGAUAGAGGAGGACGGGCAGCAGAAGUCUGGUGUCAAGCGGCAGCCGCCCUCCGCGCCACGGACCGGCUCAAGGAUGCCACAGCCGCAGCGGCCGAAGUGUCUGCCGAAGCCGAAGACAAAGGUGGAGCCGAGGUCACGCUCGACCGCAGAGGAGCCUGACUCUGUUUGGGGUCUCCUGGAGGUUCCCCAAGAGGCGGAAGCCGAGGAGGAGCCGGCUGGGGAUGAGGCCGAGCUCGAGCAGCAGCGCCAGAAGGUCAAGGAAGAGCAGGCUGUUCACCAAGACCCUGCAGAGGUCAAGGAGGAAGCGGAGGAACGACCGCUCGAGGAGAAGCAGGAAAAGCGAGAAGAGGUAAAGGAGGCCGCGGAGGCUGCCGAGAAGUCGACCGAGCCAGUUUCCGCCAAGGAGGAGAUCAGCAAAGAAGAGCCAACAACGGAGAGGUUAGCCGAAGAAGCCCGGUGUCAGGAGGAGAUGGAGAAGAAAGUGCAAGCUAUGUCGAAGCCCGGGGAUUCAUCGUGGUCCAAGGAGGAGGACAUGGACGACUGGGGGGACUGGACUGAGGAAGGCUUCUCUGGCAGACCCGCCGCCAAGGAAAGCGUCCCAGAGGGCUUCACAGACCUUGAUUGGCGGUGUCGGCUCUGCAACACGAUUAACAACGCUGAUCGCAGCACCUGCAGUGGUUGUGGUGCUGUCCGGUUUGCGGGAGUUGAUCGGUCUAGGCCGCUUGAGGAGCAGUUCAAGCCGCUUCGGGAGGAGAGCGAAAGCCCGCGAAGGCCACGCUGGAGCCAUCCACCGGACCUUUGGUUAGCCAGGGUCCGGAACAUCCCGGAGACCUACGACGAGACAAUGGUCCGAGAAUUGCUGAACGGGUACGGCUUGCCGAAGGACCAGUCGAUGAAGCUUACUCGGCCAACUCCUGGCGAUAUCCCGAAGACCACCUCCGUCAUCCUACGGUUCGACCAAGAGCAGGCAUCCCGGGAUGCCGCGGAUGCUCUCCAAGGCCGUGCUGUAUCCGACGGCUACGACCAGAUUUUCCAUCUAGAGGUGGAGCUGCGUGCCAGCCACACCCGUCACGUCAAGGUGCUGCCCACGGUCUAUGUGUCCGACAUCCCUAUCGAGUGGAACGACCAGGACCUUUACCGCCUGCAUGACGAGAACGGCCUGGACUCCAGCACCAUCGCUGGCACGAAGUGGCAGGCGUCCAAGAGGAACCUGACCAGGCUCUGCUUCGUUCGCUAUCAUGCCGAUGAGGACGCCCAUGCAGCCGUUCAGCGGCUGAACAUGGUCACGGUGGAUUCGGCGUCAGAGAAGAGGAAGCGCCAGCUGGCAUUCAAGAUUGCAAAUCCGGCCUCGUGGCACAAGCAGAAUUUGGAGAAAGCUGAACGCGAGAAGGCCUGGAAUAGCGAGGACCGGCAGGCUGAGGGAAGCAAGGACAGUGCUACACGCGAGGCUCACGGCCUUCCCGAGGGCUAUGCCCGGCAGAGGGGCUUCCAGUUGUCCCUGGGUCAAGCAGCUGAAGUCUCUGGAGGAAGAGAAGAACCACGUCUUGCCAGGUGUCGUCAAGUUCUGGAACAACGACAGAGGCUGGGGAAUUCUCCAGACGCUGGUGUCGGUGGACGGGAGAGGCGGUGA
Molecule: messenger RNA, 2160 nt
Organism: Symbiodinium sp. CCMP2456
Lineage: Eukaryota; Dinophyceae; Suessiales; Symbiodiniaceae
Source: the annotation of a GenBank genome assembly